Molecule: messenger RNA, 936 nt
Organism: Cavia porcellus (domestic guinea pig)
Lineage: Eukaryota; Metazoa; Chordata; Mammalia; Rodentia; Caviidae
Product: olfactory receptor 1468-like
Exons: 1
Coding region: 1-936 (311 amino acids)
Biological process (GO): G protein-coupled receptor signaling pathway
Cellular component (GO): plasma membrane
Molecular function (GO): G protein-coupled receptor activity; olfactory receptor activity
Source: RefSeq, a predicted model, not a curated record
AUGAAAAGAAACCAAACUUCCCUCUCUGAGUUUAUCCUUCUGGGUCUGCCUAUCCAGUCCAAGUAUGAAAUCCUGUUCUACAUCCUGUUCCUCACCAUGUAUCUCACAACCAUCCUGGGGAACCUCCUCAUCAUCAUCCUCAUAAAACUGGACUCCCAUCUCCGCACACCCAUGUAUUCUUUUCUCAGCAACUUGUCCUUCUCUGACCUCUGCUUUUCCUCUGUCACAAUGCCCAAGUUGCUGAAGAACAUGCAGAGCCAAGUCCCAUCCAUCCCUUACGCAGGUUGCUUGGCCCAAAUGUAUUUCUUCCUGUUUUUUGCAGAUCUGGAGAGCUUUCUGCUUGUGGUCAUGGCCUAUGACCGCUAUGUGGCCAUCUGCUUCCCCCUCCACUAUGGUAGCAUCAUGAGCCCCAAGCUCUGUGUGUGCCUGGUGGCACUAUCGUGGGGGCUGACUAUGUUCCAUGCUCUGUUGCACACUCUGCUUGUGGCCAGACUGUCUUUCUGUGGGCACAACACAAUCCAUCACUUUUUCUGUGAGAUAUCAGCUCUACUGAAGCUGGCCUGCUCUGACACUCAUGUUAAUCAGUUAGUGAUAUUUAUCAUGGGAGGGCUAGUUAUCGUCAUUCCAUUCCUCCUCAUUAUUGUUUCCUAUGCACAAAUCGUGCACUCCAUCCUCAAGGUUCCUUCUGCACAAGGUAUCCAUAAGGCCUUCUCCACCUGUGGCUCUCACCUCUCUGUGGUGUCGCUGUUCUAUGGAGCGAUCAUUGGUCUCUACUUAUGUCCAUCAGCCAAUAAUUCCACUGUGAAGGACACCGUCAUGGCUCUGAUGUACACGGUGGUGGCUCCCAUGUUGAACCCCUUCAUCUACAGCCUGAGGAACAGAGACAUGAAGGGAGCCCUGGGAAGAAUCAUUUGUAAGAAGAAAAUUUUCUUCUAA